CGAACCUAAUCAUUUUUGACAUCUUUUCGUUCUCUUUUCCUUGGCUCUUCAACUCGUUAACAUCUAGUGAUUGUUCUUGAUUAGAAUUUAUUAUUUUCUUUUCUAUAUCUACUUGUUUGUGUUGAAUACAGCUAAAACUGAUAAUAUGGCAGCAAAAGGUGCAGGCGAGAAGGAUGGAGAAUAUUUUCUAAAACUGGCCAAGGCGGAAUGCGACAGGCUGAUGACUAUGGCAAACACCGCUGACAAUGAUCUUAAAAAUCUUAAUUUAUCUGAGGAAAAUAAAGGAAAACUGAGGGUUGCCAGUGGAAAAGCUAAGCUGCUGACGACCAAGAAAAUGGAGCAAUUCAAACAGUUAUGCAUAAAAAACAUUGAUAAGAAUCAUGGAGAUUAUCAACCCGUUACUAACAAUGAUCUUGAAGCCUACUGGGACAUCUUCAUGAUUCAAGUGAAUGAUUUGGAUGAGCUUUUCGGGGAAAUCGAGCAAUUACGAGCAAAUAACUGGAAAAAGGAGACUGGAAAAGGAAUGCAGCAGCCGGGCCCCUCCAAACCCCGCAGAGACCCGCCCGGUAAAGACCCGAAAGGCAGGACCUCAUGGCCCUAGGAACGUCAGCAAACGCUCUGUCCUUAGAUUUAAGUUUUUGUAUUCGAAGAAUUUUGUCAAACGUUCUGUCCUUAGAUUUAAGUUUUUGUAUUCGAAGAAUUUUGUCAAACGUUCUGUCCUUAGAUUUAAGUUUUUGUAUUCGAAGAAUUUUGUUUGGUCCUAUUAAAAUAAUAAUUAACCAUUAAACAUUUUGACCAUU
Messenger RNA from Ceutorhynchus assimilis (cabbage seed weevil), 800 nucleotides. The record is from the annotation of a GenBank genome assembly. Lineage: Eukaryota; Metazoa; Arthropoda; Insecta; Coleoptera; Curculionidae.